Molecule: messenger RNA, 5041 nt
Organism: Dreissena polymorpha
Lineage: Eukaryota; Metazoa; Mollusca; Bivalvia; Myida; Dreissenidae
Product: signal transducer and activator of transcription 5B-like
Exons: 23
Coding region: 85-3405 (1106 amino acids)
Biological process (GO): defense response; regulation of transcription by RNA polymerase II; regulation of cell population proliferation
Molecular function (GO): DNA-binding transcription factor activity, RNA polymerase II-specific; RNA polymerase II cis-regulatory region sequence-specific DNA binding
Source: RefSeq, a predicted model, not a curated record
CUUUCACUUUCAUUUCUUGAACAAAGGUUUUGUGUUAAAAGUCUAACUGAUGCUGAUACAUUUUAACAGAAAUAAGAGGCUGAAAUGGAGUGGAAUAGGGAGGAAGAGCCAGGCAUGGUGACCUUUAUCAACAAAAUUCAUCAGUUGGAUUAUGGUACGGAUGAGAAGGUUUCGAUUUUAUACAAAAAGUGGACUGCAAUGCUUGCUGGAAACCAGAUUGACAUGGACAUUCGUGUUCAUAUGAAUGAGUGGUACCAAAGUUGCUAUAAAGCAAGGUUGCAAGUGUUAUCCCAGCAAGACAAAGUCAAUUUUUGUAACACGUUCAUGGACCAGCUGCACGCAUUCAUUGAUAAGCAGCAGGAAGUCUUCAAGAAAUAUAAUCUUCUGGACAUGGCAAAAAAUGUACAGACCCAGGUGAGGGAUGGAUCCUAUGUGGAUACAUCAAUUGCCUGCAUCGAAAAUGAGCACGCGCUGAUCGAGAGUACAUAUGAGAUGGAAACAACCACACUGUGUGAGUUACAAGAAGUCCCACAGUGUGACAAUCUAGAGACGGAUUUCAAAAGUCUGGACGACCUGAAAUCAAGUUUUGAUGUGACACUUGGAAAGCUUCAAGAAAGCAUUGACUCGUAUCAUUCGUUACAGGAAAAGAAAGAAACUUUGGAGACCAGACUCUGUGUGGAGCACUGCAGAAACGUGUGUACCUCAAAUAUUUCAGAUAUUGAAAAAGUGCUGAAAGGUGGCAAACAAACACAGAAAGUGAACUCACAAACACAGGAGAAUGUGAAGACACAGAUAAAGAACAUUCAACAAGAGCUUAUCAAGAAGGGCAAUGAAAUCACAACUCUCAAAAGUGAGUGUUCGAAGCAAGUCAGCGGCCUGUUUGAGCAGUUUGGAAAAUUCAAACAGGAGUUACUUGUCAGGGUGGACCAAUGGAAAGAUCAAAUGAAGCUGCAAUAUGCAGAGCUUUAUGCCAAACCGGACCUGGAGUCUGUCUCUAAAUGGUGUGCUCGUAUUGGCCAAUUUGUCCAUCAGAUUCUGAUUUACACCUGGCCCAGACUUGAGAAUGUUCUAGAUGAUACCAGAGCUGCACAGCAGCUGAACCAGUUGAGAGCCAGGCUCACCAAUGAUCUGAAAGACUUGCUGUGCAGAACGUUUGUGGUCAGUGAACAGCAACAUUACAUCUUGAAGUGUGACAAGAAGAAUUUACCGACUGUGUCAGUGAGGAUUCUUGCUGCGGACAACAGAGACCUCCACAACUACUUCCAGGGCAGCAUCACAGCGUACCUUGUGUACGACGGUGAUCUGAACACUUGCUGGAAUGCAGCAUCCAACACGCUUGACAUCCAAGCCAUGAAAAAGCAGGCCAAGAUGUUUGACAAAAACCAGCAGGCAUUUGCGAUGUCUAAAAACAGCGAAUAUCGAGAGGCGAGCUUUAAGACGCUUUCACUCAAGACGGCAACCAAGCAGAAGCAGUUUGAAAGAGCUUCUGGGAAACACGUUCAUGAGGAAAAGUAUAGGAUUGUGUUUUUGACGGAAAUGAACUUGCAAGGCAACUCCCACACAAUUUGGACGCUUUCCCUUCCUGUUGUCGUGACGACGGGCGCAAAUCAGGGCUUGCAGAGCCAGGCUUCAGUGAUGUGGGAAUGCUUUGGGACUGAUGUGUACAAGUUGCCUACUGGAGAUUGCAGUGCACUCCCUUGGCAUUUGGUUGCAGAAAUGCUGAAAUCUAAAAUGCGGACACUGUGUGAGCGGCGUGAUCUGUCUGAUGAGAACAUGCGUCACUUGAAGAGUCGACUACUUGGUGACGCUUUGAGAGCUGAUGACACAGAAGUGACCCUGAAGCAGUUCUGCUUUGACAAAAUGGAAAAGUCAGAUUCGGAAGCAGAUAAUCCCAGCUACCUGCAGUUCUCAUUCUGGAAAUGGUUCAUGGGCUGUUAUAAUCUCAUUGAUCGAUACCUGAAGGAUUACUGGAAGGAUGGGUUGAUUGAAGGGUUUCUCAGCAAAACGGAUGCCAGCAGAAAACUUGAACAACAACGACCAGUUCAAGAUGGCCUCUUUAUUCUCCGUUUUUCGGACACUAACAUAGUGGACAGUCAGGGACUGAAUAGCAUAUUUGGUCACCUAACAGCCUGUGUAAUGAUCCUCAGACAAAAUGCAUCUACAAAUCGAACCAUGAUGAAGAUACUGGACAGUCUAGAUGUGGCAAGUAGCAAAUCACUGGAUAAGAAACAAUUGGCCAACAUCUUGAAAGACACCAUGGACAAGAAUCAGAAGGGCAACAUGUACAAAGUGCUAUUCCCAAACAGAAAGUGGGAGGACACAUUUCAAAAACAUUUGCAGGAAGAAGAGAGUCAGGAAGGCAAGCAGAUAUCAGGAAACAUUUAUGUGAAGCCAGAGCAAUCUUGGACUAUUGACCUUGAUCAGAAGCUUUGUGAAAUUGAGAAGUCUGCUUCUAAGAGUGAGAGGAGAAACUCCCCUGAGUCUGACAUGGAUACUCAUGGUGGAAAGCGUAGGCGAAAGAGAACUGUCUCCGAUGAUCAGCUGUCGUGUCAGUCCUCACAAUCGUCAUGGCAACUGCCUCAGAGCCCUAGCCAGUGGUCGGUGUGUUCAGAUGCCUCGAGGGUGUCUGAUCACUCGCGCAUGAGUAUUCAGUCACCCAUGCAUGCUGACAAUGAUCUGGGAUCUCAGAGUCCUAUGGGGGUUCUGAACGGAAAGACUGUUGUGGAAUCAGUCAUCCCAAACAUGGACGAAUUUAAUACCACCAUGAUCCCCAGCGUCGUAGCUAGUAUGGCAGGAGAUGAUAUGAUGGUAGGCGAAAUUCAGAAAACACUCGAGUCAAUCAUGAGCCCAGUAAGUAGCAUUGCCGACAGCUUCCAGUCCUCCCAGAAUCCCAUGUUCUUGAUAGGUGGAACCAAUAAUACCACACAAAUGCAUUAUGGGCCAUCAAACCAGUUUGUUUCCGGGAACCAGACAAUGAUGCAGCAGUUACAAGGGGGGUUUGGGGCGUCGUGUUCACAGUUUACGCCAGAAGUUCAAGGUCAACAUAAUUUUGGGUUCACAGAAAGUUUACAGUCGGAGUAUCCCACGGACGGAAACAACAUCACGAUUUUUAUUGAACAGACUUCAGAACAAGCGACCUCUCAUGGCAUCCAACCGCAAGCAAAUGCUGACCUGAUGUUUGAAAUGCUUAAAAAGAUGCCUCUGGAAGAACAACACAAAUUUAUGAGUUUAUGGGCACAAACGCUGGCAAAAUCAAGACCAUCAACAAGUUCAACAAGACAGACGGACUCUGGAGGCUCUUAUACUUUGAGUUCUGGAGAAAUUCAAGAAGGCAUGGACAGUGGCAGCAUUGAUCCCAUGUUUCCAGACAUAUUAGCCGGCAGCUCAUCCGGUACAUCUAACUGACUCUUCAUUCAGCUUUUACUGGUGGCAGAUAGUUCUUUUGGUGUUUUCUAUUUCAUUGUUUGUGCGAUUGUAGAUUGUGCCAUACCCAUCACAUGUUACCAAGCAUUAUGCUUAAAUUUUAUAUAUAUAUGCAUUGUUCAUAAAAGGUAGGGUUUGUAGUGCAAUCUAAAUCUUCAUAGCUUGUGUUUUAAGAGAAUUGCCAUUAGUGGUGGUGACAUUUUAGUGUUAAAUGCUUGUUGUGCCGAUAUAUCUUUCACCCUACACAUAUUAUAAAAACCCAUUUUUUCUUUACAGGGCAUUAAUUUGAAGCUUUGUUGGCGUCCUUUUUUCUUCGUUGUUGUACAUAUCAAACUUAUUUCAGUAUAAAUCAGCUGGUAGUCUUUGUUUUAAUAUAAACGUUCAUGGCUGUAUUAAAAACUUUCAAUUACCUCUUUACUGAAAACUGUUAAUGACUGGACUUAUUAUCAUUUCACACAAAUGUUCCUAAGGUGACCUACAUAUGUUUUUCAAAUCUUUUUUGUACCCUAUAUACACUUAGUAAGGUGAUCAAACGAUGACCAUCUAGACCCCCUUGUAUUCUUUGAGCUAAUGUGAAAUAAAGUAUAACUUUGUAAUUGUCUGAUUUCAAUUGUAAUAUUUUAUUUCAUAUUUACUUGUUAUUUACUUAUUAUUUAACCAACUAAUAUAUGUACAUAGUUAUAUUAAUUUUGAGACCUACUAUAGUUUACCAACACUUGACAUUACUUUAUUUGUAAUUAUAUGCAUUAAAGACGAUAUACUUAUGUACAAGUCUUAAUACACUGUCUGUUAUGUUUUGCUCUUGCUCUGUGUGUUGCCAGGUAAAGGGAACUAUUUUGUUAUACAAAUUGUCUUAGAUUGCACACAGGUUCCAAUGGUGUAUUGAGAAUUAUCUCAUUUCUGUUUUAAAUAAUGUAGCAUUGUGUAAAUAAUGUAACUAUUUUUUGUAUUCAUCUAAGUUAUAAAUAAAAUAUAGUUUUAUUUCAUGUGUACACAAUAUGAUAUUGUUUUCUUUGAGUAUUAAUAUGAGCUAGUGCCAUUGGUAAUUUGUUUUUGUAUCGUUCAAAUCAUACAUACAUGUAUUAUAUUGUAAGUGCCCUUUUUAUUUUUACAGGUUUGAUUGUUUUCAAUGUGCAAAUAAAUAUUGUAAUGCUUUUAAUAAGAAGGUGACAACUUUAUGCUAAUAAACAUACUAUGAAUCAUUUUUUGUUUGUCACAUAAGGGUCUAUUAAAAUGUCACGCUCACAUUCUUCAUCUAGAGCAUUACAUAUCAAUGUGUCACAUGUACGACAAAGUUUAAAAGGAAUAGAUAUUUUAGAUUAAACAAGACUUGUUAACAUAUAUGCGUGUUUUUUAAUGUUAUUAAAUGAAUUUAUGUAAAAUACUAUCAUCUUUGGAUUUGUUUAAAUAAUUUUGAUAACACAGUAAACAUAGGACAAAUGUGCUGCCUUGGGGUUUGAACCAGGGACUUCUAUCAGAAAAAGUAAAUGUCCUGCCACUACACCAUGCAGGCUUUAAAUUGGUUUGGUAGUUUAAAAGAUGACGGUUAUGCAUGUUUUUCAUUAUUAUUGAUAUUAAUUUUUUUAUUGAUUACUAUCAAUAAACAAACAUAUCUUAA